AUGAUUGACUAUCUACGCGAUAUUCGUCUUCGGCCAGUUUGGCGCCCAAUGCCAGCAGAAAUAAAACAAGCAUUUGCACAAACUGACCUUCCUGUAAAAGGUCAAUCACCUUGGCAAACCUAUAACGAAGUGCAUUCACUUGUUCUUCCGUAUUCUUUGGGGAAUGACCACCCUCAUUUUUGGGGUUAUGUUCCAGGUGCAGGUUCGUCAAUUGGAGCUUUGGCUGAAUUUAUUACGGGAACUAUGAAUACAAUGUCAUGGGGCGGUCAUCAGUCAAGUAUUUAUAUGGAACGCCAAGUUUUAUCAUGGUUCAAAACGUUAAUGGGUUUUCCUAAUGAUGACACAUGCUCUGGCAUACUUGUGAGUGGAACAUCUGUGGCCACAAUAAUUGCGUUGGCCGUGGCUAGAAAAAGAUUCCAUAAUCGAAAUAUGAAAAUAUACUAUUCGAUGGAUACGCACAGCUGCCUUAUCCGAGCAGCUGAACUUCUGAAUAUUGAAAAACACAAUUUGAUUGCUGUCCCGGUUAAUCAACAACAUCAAAUCGAUUUAAAAGCACUGAAAGACGCAAUUGAUCCAUGUUCUUGUGGCUUUAUUGUUGGAACCGCGGGUACUACUGGUACGGGUGCUAUUGAUGACCUUCAAGGCUUAGCAGAUUUAUGUGGUAGCCGUUCACAAGAACUUUGGCUUCACAUCGAUGGAGCCCUUGGAGCAGUCGCUUGUUGUUCAUCGCGCCUAAAACCUUUGUUUGCUGGCUUAGAACGUGCAGAUUCGCUUGCAUUUGAUUUGCAUAAAUGGCUUUCUGUUCCAUACGAAUGUGGAUGUAUUCUAAUACGUGAUGGUCACUUGCAUAAAUCAACAUUUGUUCACCAUAUUGGCUCCUAUUUGACAUUGAUGGACGGUGGAUUAACACCUAUUACAGGUGAACUAUUCUUUAGUGAUUAUGGUUUAGAAUUAUCACGAAAUAUGAAAUCAUUGAAAGUGUGGAUGACACUUAAAACAUAUGGAUUCAAACAAUUGGGUCACAUCAUGGAACAAAAUGUCGAUCAAGCAAUGCAUUUUGCUAAUUUAAUUAAACAGCAUCCAAAUGAUCUUGAUACUAUUAGUAAGCCUUGUUUUACAAUAUUUAUGAUUUAUUUACUUGCUCAUUUUCAAGCAAGUGAUCGACAACAUCGUUAUUCAUUUGAAGUUGUCAAUAAUGAAUAUGUAGAUAAGAAUGGCAACUUAAUCAAUGAUCGUAUUCCUCGGUUAAAAAACUUUUUUAAGCGACGGAUAAAUAGUUAUACAUACACAAUUGAUGUUGUCAAAGCACAACAGCUUCAUAUACCACAACAACUUGGACAACAAUAUCAAGAUAAUACUAAUAAUAAUGGUCAAUAUCAAUAUGAUAAUAAUUAUUACCCAGGACGAUGA
This is a messenger RNA of Adineta steineri, 1410 nucleotides long. NCBI's taxonomy places the organism in Eukaryota, Metazoa, Rotifera, Eurotatoria, Adinetida, Adinetidae. The record is from the annotation of a GenBank genome assembly.